This is a messenger RNA of Fonticula alba, 1274 nucleotides long. RefSeq lists its product as hypothetical. The record is from RefSeq and is a predicted model, not a curated record. The transcript has 2 exons. NCBI's taxonomy places the organism in Eukaryota, Rotosphaerida, Fonticulaceae. Gene Ontology annotation, molecular function: biotin--[biotin carboxyl-carrier protein] ligase activity. Gene Ontology annotation, biological process: protein modification process. Gene Ontology annotation, cellular component: cytoplasm. Bases 70 to 1185 code for a protein of 371 amino acids.
CUCUCCUGCCCCGCCCCGCCCCCCCUCUCUGCGCUUCCUGCACCAUCCCUUGCCCCCCCCCGGCGAAUCAUGUCCCCGACCUCCACAUCAACAGCCGGGGUUCUGGCUGGCUCCUUCAGCUCCAAGCUCUUCCUGCGGCACUUGCGUACGGCCGAGCUCGGACGUCGUUUGCACUGGCUCAAUGUCACGGAGUCCACCAUGCGCGUGGGCCAGGACCUGUUGGACGAGGCGUUCCCCUUCCGGGCCCCGGGGCCGGGGGCGCCGCCCCCCGGGGGCGCCGCCGCCGUGGCCGGGCUCCUGAUCGGGGCCGAUUCGCAAACGGCCGGCGUCGCGCGCACGGCCGGCCGGAGCUGGGACUCCGCCGGGGCUGGCGCCACCGAGCCGGCUCUCCUGGCUCCCGGCAACCCGGACGCCGGCAGCCGGGGGAACCUCUAUGUCACCCUGCUGCUGGUGGUCCCCCGGCCGGAGACACUGAUGCAAAUGCUCCCGGCCGCGGCGUCGGCGACGGUGCUGGCCGCGCGUGAUGCGCUGCGCUCGGUCACCGGCUCGCCGGCCGGGCUCGGGACCACGGCCGAUGGCUGGUCCGGCUCGCUGGAGCCGGUCCUCAAGUGGCCGAAUGACGUGUGGAUCGGCGGCCGCAAGUGCGCCGGCAUGCUGGCCCGGUCGUCCAUGCUCCCCAACGGCGCGGGCUUCGGUGUGAUGAUUGGCGUCGGCAUCAAUGUCAACAAUGUGCCGGAGGUCAUCUCUUCCCCUUCGGCCAUGCGGGCAUUUAGCUCGCGGCCGACCAGCCUGCGUGAGCAGGCCUUCCACGCACCGGGCUCCGGGGAUUUCAUCCCGCGCGAGCUGGUGCUGGCCUCCUUCCUCAACCACCUGGAGGACCUGCUGUCUCGGCCGAUGGCCCAUACCAUCACCACCAUGCAGGGGCUCGAUUGUGCGGUCGGCCGUCGGCUGUUGAUUUCCCCCUCCUACGUGCCGCACUCCAGCACCCCGGCGCCGGUGGCCGAGUCAGACCGUGGGGCCGGCGCCGCCGCCGGGCUCCUGCCGCCGGGGGCCUUCGAGGCCAUUGGCAUGUCCAUUUCCCCGCUCGGCGAGCUGGUUGUGCGAAACACCGCCACCGGCCAGGUUACCACCCUUGCCUCCAGCGAGGAAAUCAGCAUCCGUCCGAUGCCGGGAAGUGCCGCCUGAAGCCUCGGCAUAGCUGCUUGCUUUUUGUUCGCCAGUUUGCCCGCCCGUGUGUGUGCGCCCGGUGUGCAUGCGCACAUGUUGGGGGUGGG